This is a messenger RNA of Pestalotiopsis fici W106-1, 909 nucleotides long. RefSeq lists its product as uncharacterized. Lineage: Eukaryota; Fungi; Ascomycota; Sordariomycetes; Amphisphaeriales; Sporocadaceae. The record is from RefSeq and is a predicted model, not a curated record. The transcript has a single exon. The coding region runs from base 1 to 909 and encodes 302 amino acids.
AUGGCAAGUAAAGGCUUGAUCACGACAAGAGAUGGAACGCAAAUCAGCUACACGCAGAUGGGCCCUUUAGAGGGUGCAAACAUUCUUUUCUUACCAGGUUGGCGACAGACCGCAGCUCAAUGGGGGAAGCAAGUCGAGUAUUUCCACGCCAGACACCGCGUCACAACGUUCGAUUAUCGCGGUCAUGGAGAGUCGGAGAAGCCAGCAUCUGAGUAUACUGUCGGCCUCCUCGCAAGAGAUCUAAAUGACCUCAUAAAUGCUCUCGGUCUUAUAGGUUGCACAGCAGUCGGUCAUUCCGUGGGGGCUUCUGUCAUUUGGGCCUUUUGGAAGACUCAUCCCGAGUCGAGGCAUCACAUUCACAAGGCUGUCAUUGCAGAUCAAGCUCCAUGCAUGUUGAUCGAUCCAAGCUGGAGUGACGCACAGAUCAGAAACUAUGGUGCCAUCUUCACUCAGGACGUGCUGAAUCAGCUCCCACAAGUAUUCGAUACAAUGAUACCGGCGGCCAUCAAAAGCAUGUUCACGAACAAGGUUACAGAGGAGGAUCUGGCCUGGUUCUUGUCGCAAAACGAAAAGUGUCCCAAGAACAUUGCCUUGCAACUUUUGAGAAAUCAUGCUUCUCAGGACUGGCGAAAAGUCAUACCACAGCUGGAUAUGCCCGUGUUGGUCAUCAGUGCUGAAGGAGGCCAGUUUCCGCUGGAGACGGGGGCUUGGAUCCGAGAACAAACUACCGACUGUAAGAUUGCCAUCAUCAAGAAAGACGAGGGUGGCAGUCACUUUAUGUUUUGGGAAGCCCCCGAGAAGUUCAACAGCAUUAUUGAAGAGUUUUUGAAUGAUGGUUCGAUUAGUAAACCCAAGGAUGCAGAGGUUGGAACAUGGAGAAAAUUGCAUCACGAGCCGGAAUUUUACUAA